GUUGGUGGUGAAUGGGGUAAGAUUGUUAAUGAUAUAUUUAAUCACAAGUGUUUGGGUGUCUAUUUUGCUGACUUGUUAAUUUCAGUUGUCAGACCACAUCCUUUCAGCUCUCUAUAUAAAGCUGAGCGUCACAGUUUCAGUGCAUACAGCAUCUAUGAGAGACGAAAUGCAAAAUGUUCUGCCUGAGUAAUUUCAGUGUUUUAAUUCCAUGCAUGCUCCUCUUGAUCAUCCAGCCAGGUCAUGGGUCCAAAAUUAUUGAAGGGAAAGAAGUCAAGCCACACUCGUUGCCUUUCAUGGCCCAUGUGGAAAGCAAAAAAUCUUUCUGUGGAGGGACGUUAAUCCAUCCACAAUGGGUCCUGACAGCUGCCCACUGCACCAAUAUGAGUAAGGUGACCCUGGGAGCACACUCAAUCAGGAAAAAAGAAAAAGAUUCUAAGCAGGUCCAAACGGUUGAUAAACGUUUUCCUCAUCCUAACUAUUACAAGGCAAUCAAGGGCAAUGACCUCAUGUUGCUCAAGUUGAAGAAACCAGUAAAGCAAACCAAGACAGUAAAAUGUCUCAAGUUAGCCAAAACUGUCAAGGACCCUCCAGCUGGAAGCAAGUGUCUGGUUGCUGGAUGGGGAAAAACUGAAAACAAGAAAACAUCAGAUGUUCUCCUGUCUGUCAAUGUGACUGUGGUUGGUAGACGGACAUGCAACUCUCGUGAUUAUUACAACCACAACCCAGUUAUCACCAGUGACAUGAUAUGUGCUGGUUCAAAUGGUAAAAGAAAGGCUGAUACCUGUCAAGGGGAUUCAGGAGGACCACUCGUGUGCAAUGGAGUGCUGGUUGGAGUCACUUCUUUCGGAGAAGGUUGUGGUGUCAUUAAAAAACCUGGAGUCUACUCGUUUCUCUCAGAGAAACAACUCAAGUGGAUCAAAAAAACAAUGCAAUCUUUAGAAAUCUUAUGAACCCACAGGUGUCAAUCCAUACAAGCUGAGCAAGAAGCAAAUCUUUUCUUUGAUAAUAAAUGUCCAUGCCUUUAAUGUAGACUGCUUACAUGACCAUUAGCCAUUUUAUCAUUUCAUAUUCAUAUUAUUUUCUGAUAUUUCAGUUUCUGUUAGCUUGAUGAAUUUUUUUGAGCAUGCUCUUUUUUGUUGAUUUUUCAUUCCAUCUAUCCCUGCUUAAAACCCCUCAUAGGAUAUUUUUUAUAAACAUUCUACUCUAUAAUAAAUCUUUCAUUGUUUGUAACUCUUUCCAAGUGUCAUUUUGUUUUUACUCUGACACCUUCUACCAUCAAAGCUUGAUAUUUCAGUCCUUUGGUUUUAGUGUUCAAAUUAAAUAACUAUAAUGACUAAGAAAAGACAAAUAAGACAAUUAAUGUAAUGUCAACACAGAGAAUAUUAACUUGCAAAACAUAGAAAGAAAAAAAUGUGAUUAAGCUCUCACUCAGAGCAGACCACAACAGACAAAUGCUAAGUCUCUAUGUAGAGACUUAGACUAUGACUUACUCAGUGUGCACAUUUUCAGAGGAC
Haplochromis burtoni (Burton's mouthbrooder) is the source of this 1514-nucleotide messenger RNA. Its product is annotated as granzyme A. Gene Ontology annotation, molecular function: serine-type endopeptidase activity. The record is from RefSeq and is a predicted model, not a curated record. NCBI's taxonomy places the organism in Eukaryota, Metazoa, Chordata, Actinopteri, Cichliformes, Cichlidae. The coding region runs from base 174 to 950 and encodes 258 amino acids. The transcript has 5 exons. Gene Ontology annotation, biological process: proteolysis.